AUGUUGCUUAUGGGCAUCAGUGCAUAUUAUCACAUCUUGUCGACGUCUGCGGCCAUGAUUAAAUCUCCGGUUCCAAGGAUGUUUUACGCCGCCGCCGCCGUCACUAAUUUUCGACAUCGUUGUCGUGCCUCUACAUCGGCACUCCUCCUCCGAGCGGCCGCUCCUCAUUAUCACCCCAGAAAGUCACAGUACGACCAUGCAAGCUCGAUAAAGUCGGAGAAUCGUUUGCACAGUCUCAACACACACAAUCGAGACAAAGUUGUGUUAUGUAUGGAGGAGAGUGUUUUGGCUGCAAUACCUUUGAUCACAAUUUUAGCUCAAGGUGUGGCACAGCAGACUGCUUCUGGAAUCUCGUCUAAUGGUAAUAAAGCUCGAUUAUUACGUCGAAUUGACGUACUGACCUCUCAUGCCAUACAACAGAAGAGGAUCGCGUAG
Messenger RNA from Fusarium proliferatum ET1, 435 nucleotides. RefSeq lists its product as uncharacterized. The record is from RefSeq and is a predicted model, not a curated record. Bases 1 to 435 code for a protein of 144 amino acids. Lineage: Eukaryota; Fungi; Ascomycota; Sordariomycetes; Hypocreales; Nectriaceae. The transcript has a single exon.